GCAGCCGCCACCACCAAGCCCGACACCAAAGAUGAGCAUCCUGGAACCGUCUAAGUUAUUGGAUGAAGAGUUAUACUCGAGGCAACUGUAUGUGCUGGACCCACCUGCCAUGCGAAGGAUUCAGGAAGCCAAGGUCCUGCUGUCAGGGCUGCAGGGCCUGGGAGCUGAGGUGGCCAAGAACCUGGUCCUGAUGGGGGUGGGCAGCCUCACUCUGCACGAUCCCCAUCCUACCUGCUGGUCUGACCUGGCGGCCCAGUUUUUGCUCUCUGAGCGGGACUUGGAAAGAAGCAGGGCCCAGGCCUCGCAGGAGCUCCUGGCUCAAUUCAACGAAGCUGUCCAGGUGUCUGUCUAUGCAGGUGACAUCACUGAGGACCUACUACUGAAUUUCCAGGUAGUGGUGCUGACUGCCUCAACACUGGAAGAACAGCUGAAGGUGAGCACCUGGUGCCACAAGCACAGAAUCUGCUUCCUGGUGGCAGACACCCGGGGCCUGGUGGGGCAGGUGUUCUGUGAUUUUGGUGAAAACUUCAUCGUGGAGGACCCCACUGAGGCCGACCCAGUGACAGCUGCAAUUCAACACAUCUCCCAGGGCUCCCCUGGCAUUCUCACCCUGAGAAGCAAGACUGGCACCUGCUGCUUCUUUGAUGGCGACUUGGUGACUUUCUCAGGCAUUGAAGGCAUGGUUGAGCUCAAUGACUGUGACCCCCGGCCCAUCCGUGUGCAGAAGGAUGGGUCCUUGGAGAUUGGGGACACGACCACCUUCUCCCAUUACUUGCAUGGCGGAACUGUCACGAAAGUCAAGAGAGCUAAGACUGUCAAUCAUAAGCCCCUGGACACUGCCCUGCUGCAGCCCCAUGUGGUCGCCAAAAAUCUCCACCGGACCCAUUGCCUGCAUCAGGCAUUCCACGCACUGCACCAAUUCCAAGACCUUCAUGGCCGGCUGCCCCAACCCUGGGAUCCUGUUGAUGCAGAGGCGGUGGUGUGCCUGGCACGGGCCCUGGAACCACUGAAGGGGACAGAUGAAGAGCCCCUGGACGAACCACUGGAUGAGGCCCUCGUGCGGAUUGUUGCUUUGAGUAGUGCUGGUAGCUUGAGUCCCAUGGCAGCCAUACUGGGUGCAGUGGCUGCCCAGGAUGUGCUGAAGGCAAUCUCCAGGAAGUUCAUGCCCGUGGAGCAGUGGCUGUACUUUGAUGCCCUCGACUGUCUUCCGGAAGAGGCGGAUCUCCUUCCCAGCCCUGAGGACUGCAUCCCGAGAGGCUGCCGUUACGACGGGCAGAUAGCAGUGUUUGGGGAUGCUUUUCAGAAGAAGCUAAGCCACCAGCGCUACCUCCUGCAGGUUGGUGCGGGUGCCAUUGGCUGUGAGCUGCUCAAAGGUUUCGCUCUCGUGGGCCUGGGAACUGGAGGCAACGGGAGUGUGACUGUCACUGACAUGGACCACAUAGAGCGCUCCAACCUCAGUCGCCAAUUCCUGUUCAGGCCCCGAGACAUUGGAAGACCUAAGGCGGAGGUGGCUGCAGCAGCUGCCCUGCAUCUGAACCCCGACUUACGGGUGACCGCGUUCACUCACCCACUGGAUGCCACCACAGAGCAUGUCUUUGGGCACCGCUUCUUCUCACAUGUGGAUGGUGUGGCUGCUGCCCUAGACAGCUUCCAGGCCCGGCAUUAUGUGGCUGCCCGCUGCACCCACUACCUGAAGCCACUGCUGGAGGCAGGCACAGAGGGCACCCAAGGCAGUGCUACCGUGUUUGUGCCACACGUGACUGAAGGCUACAAAGGCCCAGAGUCAGCUGAGGAUGACACCUACCCCAUCUGUACUGUGCGCCACUUCCCUAGCACAGCUGAGCACACCCUGCAGUGGGCCCGGGAUGAGUUUGAGGGUCUCUUCCGGCUGCCUGCAGAGACCAUCAAUGGCUGCCUGCAGCCCCACAUUUCCCUGGAAGACGUUGACGGGCCACAGACACUGGCUUUACUGCAGCCAGUGCUAGGCGUCCUGAAGGCGCGUGCGCAGACCUGGGAAGACUGUGUGGUGUGGGCGCACGGCCACUGGCAGCUACGCUUCCACUCUAGCAUCAUCCAGCUACUGAAGAGCUUCCCCCCUGAUAAAGUGCUUGAAGAUGGAACUCCGUUCUGGUCAGGUCCCAAACGGUGUCCCCAACCCCUGGAAUUUGACGUUGACCAAGAGACCCACCUCCUCUUUGUGCUGGCAGCUGCCAACCUGUAUGCCCAAAUGCAUGGGCUGCCUGGCUCACGGGACCAGAUUGCACUCAAAGCGCUACUCAAGUCACUGCCACAGCCUGACCCACAGCUGCUGGCCCCUGUCCCAGGCCCUGAGCCAUUGAAGGGAUUGCAGGAGGUCCUGGGAGUGUGGCACGAGCACCCUCCUCUGAACCCACUGGUAUUUAAGAAGGAUGACGACAGCAACUUCCAUGUGGACUUCGUGGCAGUGGCAGCCACCCUGCGAUCUCAGAACUACGGCAUACUGCCGGUCACUCGGGACCAGAGCAAGCGGAUUGUGGGCCAGAUCAUCCCAGCCAUUGCCACCACCACAGCAGCUGUGGCGGGCCUGGUAGGCCUGGAGCUUUAUAAGGUAGUAGAUGGGUCACGGCCUCUGGGUGCCUUUCGUCACAGUCAGCUCUACCUGGAUGAAAACUGCUUCAUCCGCUGCGUGCCUCCCACACCAGCCACCCAGACGUUCCAUCACCUGAAGUGGACAUGUUGGGACCGCCUGAAGGUGUCUGCUGGGCAGCCGGAGAGGAAUCUGCAGUGGCUAUUGGCCCAUCUCCAGGAGCAGCAUGGGCUGAACGUGAGGAUGCUGCUGUACGGUAAAGCGCUGCUCUAUUCGGCCGGUUGGUCACUCGCAAAGCAGGCCCAGUGCCUGCCCCUCAGGGUGACAGAACUGGUUCAGCGGGCGACAGGCCUAGCACCCAAUCCCUCGCUGCAGGAGCUGGUCCUGGAGCUGAGCUGUGAGGGUGAGGAGGAGGACACCGCCUUCCCACCUCUGCACUUGGAGCUGUGACAGUGGUUGCCCUGCAUCACCAGCUGUGCUUGCAGCAGGCACUCAAUAAAUGCUUGCUGAGGAAA
Ochotona princeps (American pika) is the source of this 3081-nucleotide messenger RNA. RefSeq names its product ubiquitin like modifier activating enzyme 7 (gene UBA7). The transcript is spliced from 24 exons. The record is from RefSeq and is a predicted model, not a curated record. The coding region runs from base 32 to 3016 and encodes 994 amino acids. Gene Ontology annotation, biological process: protein sumoylation. Gene Ontology annotation, molecular function: SUMO activating enzyme activity. Gene Ontology annotation, cellular component: SUMO activating enzyme complex; cytoplasm. Lineage: Eukaryota; Metazoa; Chordata; Mammalia; Lagomorpha; Ochotonidae.